GAGAAAAAGCGACCAAUGUAAAACCUCAACUCAAAACACGUGCUUUUGAAACCCGGAAAUAAACAACGCUCAGACUUUAGACCCAAAAAGCUCGCCACUUCGGUGUGUGUCCACUUUCUUUCCAGCCGGUUAUAACUACGUGUCUACAAGCAGAAUGAGAUCGGCUCUGCUUCAUGUGACGGUACCACUCACAUUCUGCGCUGCUUUGGUGAACACGAACCUGUUCGGUGAAGUUGAAGUGGACCUGACUUACGAACAUUACGCAGAAAGAGCGGCUGAAAACAUGCCUGCGUUGUUGGUAAUGCCGUUCAACUGUUUGGUUAACGUGGCGUACAUCUUCAUGGGACUGUACUGGCUGCUCUGGCGCAGCGGCGUUGCGGAAACGGAGCAAAGCUGCUACUUGCGACAAGUCUUCGCCCUCAUGGCCGUUUUCUACGCACCAGUGCAGUGGACGCGCCUGGCGACGAUGCGGCGCGCUCCCGCGGUGCUGGACCAGUGGCUCACCUUGCCCAUCUUCGCGUGGGUCCCCGUGUGGAUCGAUUUCAUAGAGCGCGCGCCGGGGAAGUGGCGCGCGUCGCACGCGGCGACGCUCGAGCUGUGCUCCGUCGCCAGCUACGGCUUGGCGCUCGCGCACCAGCGCGGCUUUGAGGUGGCGCUGGGCUGUCACGUCGCGCUGGCGUUGUACAGAGGAGUCCGCGUGCAGGUGGCGCGCGGAGACAGCCGCACAGCGGGCUACCUCCUGCUAGCUGGGCUGUCCUGUGCAGGGUUCGUGGUGCUGAAGCUGCUGGAUCACUGGCUGGCCCGGUACUGGGUCUUCCAGAGUCUCACGGGACACUUCUGGUCCAAAGUGUGUGACGUGCUGCAGUUCCACUACAGCUUCCGCUUCCUGACUGCGUUAACAGACAAGGCGCUGAGAAAAACUGCAGCACAGCAGAGGUGAUCAGGAAAAUCGCUUUAAUCUAGGAUUGGAUCUAUAUGAACAGCUAUCCAUCAAAUGCAACUGGAAUUUAAAUAUAGACACAAGUAAAGCUAAAAAAUUGUUUUGUUUUAAGUGGUAUUUGUGCAAACACUGAUCUAAAUAGCCAAUGAUGUGUGCCCUUAAGUUCAACAUUCCUGUAAAACCUUCAUCUGGACUACUUCAUUAAUCCUCAGGACAUCUCAGUUCCUAAUAAAAGUUAUAAUUUGACAUCU
This is a messenger RNA of Xiphophorus maculatus (southern platyfish), 1191 nucleotides long. It is a transcript of the gene tmem187, whose product is annotated as transmembrane protein 187. Gene Ontology annotation, cellular component: transport vesicle. The transcript has a single exon. NCBI's taxonomy places the organism in Eukaryota, Metazoa, Chordata, Actinopteri, Cyprinodontiformes, Poeciliidae. The record is from RefSeq and is a predicted model, not a curated record. Bases 155 to 940 code for a protein of 261 amino acids.